Molecule: messenger RNA, 2078 nt
Organism: Ceratotherium simum simum (southern white rhinoceros)
Lineage: Eukaryota; Metazoa; Chordata; Mammalia; Perissodactyla; Rhinocerotidae
Source: RefSeq, a predicted model, not a curated record
AUGACCGGCCUGAUGCUGGUGGGACACCCAGGUGGAGAUGUCAGGUUGACCAUUGGCCAAGCAGUGUGGGUGUUGCGGGCCUCAGCUGAGAUCGUGGACCUGGAGGCGCUUCAUAGCCCCCCUGGACGGCGUGGCAAGCCUGGAAGAAGAGGCGAUCCCGGUCCUCCCGGGCAAUCAGGACGAGAUGGCUACCCGGGGCCACUGGGUCUGGAUGGCAAGCCUGGACUUCCAGGCCCCAAGGGAGAAAAGGGUGCACCAGGAGACUUUGGCCCCCGGGGAGACCAAGGGCAAGAUGGAGCUGCUGGGCCUCCAGGGCCCCCUGGACCCCCUGGGGCCCGGGGCCCUCCUGGCGACACUGGGAAAGAUGGCCCCAGGGGAGCACCAGGCCCAGUGGGUCCCAAAGGAGCGGCUGGGCAAGACGGUGAGACGGGCCCAAAGGGACCCCCGGGGCCCCAGGGUGAGCCGGGCGUUCCUGGAAAGAAGGGGGAUGACGGGACACCAAGCCAACCAGGGCUCCCUGGACCCCCAGGGCCCAAGGGCGAGCCAGGGAGCAUGGGGCCUCGGGGAGAGAGCGGCGUGGACGGCGCCCCAGGGCCAAAGGGGGAGCCGGGCCAGCGAGGCACCGACGGAGCCGCAGGGCCACGGGGGCCCCCAGGCCUGAAGGGCGAGCAGGGAGACACGGUGGUGAUCGACUACGAUGGCAGGAUCUUGGAUGCCCUUAAGGGUCCUCCUGGGCCACAGGGGCCCCCGGGGCCGCCAGGGAUGGCCGGAGCCAAGGGCGAACUCGGAUUGCCCGGUGCCCCAGGAAUCGACGGAGAGAAGGGUCCCAAAGGACCAAAAGGAGAUCCAGGAGAGGCUGGGCCAACUGGACCCAAAGGGGAAGCAGGAGAGAUGGGCCUGUCGGGCCUCCCAGGUGCCGACGGCCCCAAGGGGGAGAAGGGAGAGCCGGCAUCUGAUAACCUACAGGAGAGCCUGGCCCAGAUCAUAGUGGAACCAGGACCCCCCGGCCUCCCUGGUCCCCCAGGCCCCAUGGGCCUUCAGGGAAUCCAGGGUCCCAAGGGCUUGGACGGAGCAAAGGGAGAGAAGGGCGCGUCAGGGGAGAGAGGAGCCAGCGGCCUGCCUGGGCCAGCUGGCCCACCAGGCCUUAUUGGGCUGCCAGGAACAAAAGGAGAGAAGGGCAGACCUGGAGAGCCAGGACUAGAUGGUUUCCCUGGACCCCGAGGAGAGAAAGGCGACCGGAGCGAGCGUGGAGAGAAGGGGGAGCGAGGCAUCCCUGGCCGGAAAGGAGUGAAGGGCCAGAAGGGUGAGCCAGGACCGCCAGGCCUGGACCAGCCCUGUCCUGUGGGGCCCGAUGGGCUGCCCGUUCCUGGCUGCUGGCAUAAGUGAUUCCCCAGCACCCAGCUCACAACCUGUACAGAUUCGUGUGGACGUUUUUAAUUUCUGUAAAAACAGAACAGUAAUAUAUUGAUCUUUUCUUCAUGGGAUGUACCACGUGUGGCCUUAUAACAUUUAAGAGUGUUCCCGGCCCAGUGCCGGAACGAUCCGCAUGUGAAGCUGGCAGGAAAGUGGACAGGCAGACAGAGGAACUGUGUACUUGAGGGGCACCCACAGGACUGGGCUUUCCCAGGAAGGAAGGAGACGAAGGUGCAAGUGCCUGGCUCAAGAGAGGCUGCAGAGAUGUCGGGUCGGGCCUUCAGCCACCUGAUUGGCAGAGAGACUCCGCUGCCCAGUACCCUGUGAGAGCUUGCCUUCUGACUCUGGAGCCCCUGGGGCCCACCCCACCCAAAAAGGCCCAGGGCUUGGAUGGCAAACACAGCUGCUCCUGGCCUCUCUGGCCUCUGGACUCAGCCACAGCCAGCUGCCCACCCCCUCGGGCCCCCUGGGCCCUAGGUUCACCAGGGCAGGACAAGACUCCCGCCCAGCACUUGCAGCUGGACGCUGGGAGCUACGGAAAGCACCCUGAAUGGGUCUCACUCCCAGCAAGCUCAGUAGGCCUCAGGAGGCCAGCCAGCCAUGAGAACAUGUGUCCUCCGGCCAGGAGCAGAGGCCAAGCACUGUGAUUGCCACCAUGCGGCCCC